Molecule: messenger RNA, 1650 nt
Organism: Vitrella brassicaformis
Lineage: Eukaryota; Vitrellaceae
Source: the annotation of a GenBank genome assembly
GUUUCGUCCUCCCCGCCGGUAGUUCACAUCGUACGAAGCUCUUGCAAUGAAUUCGUUCGCUCGUCAGCUCUUCCGCAGCCUCAAAAGAAUGCCCCAUUCAUGCAGGCCCCACCAGACGUGGCAAGGCCAUCCGGCCUAUCUCACGGCUUUCCUCGGCUCUCGAGGCUUUGCAUCGACCACACAGAAGUUCAUACCGCCCCUCAGUAAGCACACGUGGUCAUCUAUGGUCAGACAGAUGACUGCUUGACAAUGUCUCUCCCUGCCUGUCUGUCUGUCUGUCUGCCCGUCGUCGUUGUAGGUGUCCAGCUGGCGUUCAAGGAUGGGCGUGAUCCCGUCAUUCAGUUCGUGUUCGACACGACGGUCGCACAGCAGCCCAUCAUGGUGCCAAUCGCCAACAAGACCGUCGGCACACUCAGCAAAACCCUGGGAGAGCUGCCCUCCUCGCCCGACAAAGUCGACAUCCACAGCCCCGACGGCCUGCCUCUCGCCCCGCACACACCACUGGAUCAGCUUGUCAAGACCGGCCUCUUGGUGUCUUUCCCUGACGGCAGCACCUUCCCAGUGCCGCCACUCAUCCUCCAUGUCUUCCCUCCCCGUGUGGCUGACGACAAUGCAGCAGAGCUGCCCGCACCAUCGGCAGGUCUGGAGGCCAGGGCCAUGACGGAUGUCGACUAUCUGAAGGUGCAGGCGAGGGCAAAAGCGUUGGUGCCCGUCAGCUCGAUGGUCGAAAGGCUGCGGACGGCUGUCUCUUCGGUGGCCAAGGUGCCGGCCACAUCUGGUGAGCUGGAGCGGGCUAUCGAAAGCGCAUUGGUGGCCGAGAGGGCCGAGAGGGCUGCAGCCAUUCACCAGCUGAGGAAUGAGGCCCGAACUCUGCGGAACACUCUCGACCCGAUGAGGGAGCUAAAAGUGAGCGAGACACUCACAUGUGCAUGAGCACGGAUCCCAUCUUUCCUUGCUUUUUCAGAAUCGCCUUGACAGACAGGCGACAUGGACUGUUGGUCUCUGGGCGUGGGGUUCGGUGGCUUUUUUCUCGCUGGAGUUCACGGGCAUCGCAUACGGCACAUUUUGGUUGUACAACUGGUCGGGCGAGAGACAGAUAGAUAGAUGCACCUGAAAAUGAAGACAGAUGGGGAAGAUGGGCAUGUGCUGCUGCUGCGUGUGUGUGUGCAGGGAUAUCAUGGAGCCCCUGACAUAUCUGCUGGGCUUCUUCGAUGCCGUGGCUGCAUACACCUUUUAUGCAUUUGUGCGGACCGAUUACUCUGCGGGGUCGUUCAUCGAUGCAGUAGUGGCACGGAAACGGAGGAGGCUUUACAGGUCGGAGGGCUUUGCAUAUGUAGGUUCCUGCCUGUCUGUGGAUGCAUGGACGUGUGUCUCUCAGGCGCCACAAGUUGGAUUUGACAAGUUUUGAGGGCCUCGAGAUGCAGCUGCGACAGGUGGAGCUGCAGCUGCAGGUAGCUGAGACACACGUUUUCGCAUGCCUGGUGAUCGAGUGCUCUGUAUGUCUUUGAUGGCACUCAUUGCUUGUGCAGGCACUGAGAGACACAAAUCGCCUCGAGAUGGAUGCAUUUGAAGACAAGAAGACGAAAUGAGUCAGACAGGGCCGCAUGUGGCUCUGUGGCUAAGGAAUGUGUGUGAGUGUGUGUGAGGGGG